UUUUCAGCGGUCAAUUAAAGCAGAACACUUUGAAGCACUGAAUAGAGUCAGUCUACAACAGUAGAGAAAAACAUCUCGAUUCUUUUGUUCAUCUUUUUUAGUGCUUUGAAUUUCCUAUUCAUAAAGGUUUCUUGUAUUUAUUUUUUUUUCCCAAGAUUCUUUUCUAACGAUGCCGAAUGGUUUAAAGGGCUGGUUGACUUUUCUGGCAAUUAUUAUGCUCUCGGUGGGAACUUGCCAAAGUUCAGUGGCGGAUGAAAUGGAGGAAAAUGGGGUGAAAAAGGCUGUGUAUCUAUCACCUAGAUUUGAGCUGGAACCCGGAUCGGUAUGCAAUAAAUUUUACUAUGAUAUUGGCUUUCCAAAAGGCCACAUAGCUGUCAAGAGUUUCGAUGCUGAAGUAAUCGACGAGGCAGGAAACAGUGUUCCGCUUCACGAAACUUACCUUCAUCACUGGCUUGUUGUGAACUACUAUCAACGCCAAGGCGGCACUGACAAGCCAGAUACUAAAGCCGGCGGGAACGAUGGCUUGUGUUCUAACGCGCUUCCACAGUUUUUCGGGCUAGGAUCCGAGACACGGAAAACAAACACUUAUGUUCCAGAUCCAUAUGGCAUGGAAUUCGGUAAUCCGGCCAAGAUACCUUCUGGCUAUGAGGAGAGAUGGAUUCUCAAUGUGCACGCGAUCGAUACACGAGGCGCGCACGAUGAGUUAGGAUGUACAGAGUGCAGGUGCGAUCUGUACAAUGUUACAAUGGAUGAAACGGGCAGUGUUUUGGACCCAAAUUAUGCUGGGGGCUUGAGAUGCUGUUACGAUAAUACCAGAUGCAGGGUGAAAGAAGGUUUCCAAGGUGCGAAAAGAGGCCUUUUCAUGAAGUACAUUGUGACUUAUGUUGAUUGGCACAGUUCCAUUGUGCCUGUCCGGGUCUAUAUCUUUGAUGUUACGGAUGAAUGGAGAAAAUCUGUUGAUGAUGAUGAUUCAACGGGAAGUAAUUCAUCAAGACAUGACUGCCGGAUCGAGUAUAACGUUGAGUCUUGCGCUCAUGCUGACGAGAACAGCAGUUGCAUUGAUACAAAGAGUGUAAGUAUCAUUUUGCCCACUGGCGGUGUCAUGGUCUAUGGUGUUGCACACCAGCAUACUGGAGGAAUUGGUUCAGCUCUUUAUGGACAGGAUGGAAGAGUUCUGUGUUCAUCAUCUCCAAUUUACGGACAAGGGACAGAACCUGGAAAUGAGGCUGGUUACAUUGUGGGAAUGUCUACCUGUUAUCCUCCACCGGGAUCUGUCAAGAUAUCUGAUCGGGAAACUUUGACUGUGGUAUCGAAUUACAAUAGUGCCCAAGGCCAUACAGGAGUGAUGGGGCUCUUUUAUAUUCUGGUCGCAGACUUCAACUCCUCAUCUACAGUAAAUAUUUCUUCACAGGUUCAACUUGUGCGGUUGCAAGCAAAGAUGUUGACGCCCCCUCGUAUAUCGGGUAUGGCAUUGUUAGUAAUUGCAACAGUCGGUAUCGCUGCUGCUGCUCAUCAGAGAAGGAAGCAGAGAGAGAAUAUAUCUGGUUACGACAACAUAGUUGACUCAUUCAUUGUGGGGAAUUAACUUCUCUCAUUCUUAUUGUCUUCCCUUUAUACAUUCUUGAGUCAUCAAGCAAGUAAACUACCGAUGACCUUCUGCAAUAUUUUGAUG
Molecule: messenger RNA, 1672 nt
Organism: Oldenlandia corymbosa var. corymbosa
Lineage: Eukaryota; Viridiplantae; Streptophyta; Magnoliopsida; Gentianales; Rubiaceae
Source: the annotation of a GenBank genome assembly